Molecule: messenger RNA, 2105 nt
Organism: Oreochromis niloticus (Nile tilapia)
Lineage: Eukaryota; Metazoa; Chordata; Actinopteri; Cichliformes; Cichlidae
Product: otolin-1-A
Exons: 7
Coding region: 866-1831 (321 amino acids)
Molecular function (GO): protein binding
Source: RefSeq, a predicted model, not a curated record
CAGUUUUGGUCUGACAGCCAGAUUAUUGCUGCUGAUUUGUUCCUCACUUAUUUAGAAACACUGCUGGACACGAGCGGCUGGCAGAACGCCCAGUUCUUCUUCACAAUAGACAAACCUGCUGUAGCUCCCCUCCUCCCCGUGUUCUCAGCCUUUGUCUGCAGGUGAGACAGAACCUGAAAGAUGUUUUGUUUUGGCCGAGGCUUAUAAAUCAAAGCCUCGUCCAGCUCGCUCAUCUUCCCAAAUCUGCUUCUCCAGAAGAUGCGGCACAACUCGGACGCAGCGAUGCUGACGAGGUUGCUCGGACUGCUUGUCCUGUCCUCCCUCUGCUCAGCCAUGUGGGUGCAAAACUUCACCAGACAAUACAUUAGUGAAGAGGAAGGCUCCACAUAUGAUCCCAACACCCACCAUUGGCCUGCAUCAGGUGACGGGCAGUUUAAUGAGACUUCUGAGAAGACUGAUCAGCCAAAGGGAAUCCCCUCCUGGCCACCCGAGGCACGCAGUGGGUCUCUAAUGAUGCCUCCAACAGGACCCCCAUUUCCACACUACGGCAACAACUCUGAAGGUCCCAACAUGCCCAGGAUGUUUGGGGUCAGUAGCCCAUCUAUUCCACCCAUGCCUGACACAACAAUCUGCGACAUGCUGCUAAAUGCACCGGUACCCCCGCCCAUCGACCAGAUUCCAUUUUUUUGCAUCUGUAAAUACUGCAAAGGAACCAUAGGACCCAAAGGAGACCGCGGAGACCGAGGUCUUCCAGGUCCUCCCGGGAGCGCUGGAAGAAGAGGAUUGAUGGGAUUUCCAGGUCCCAGAGGGUUUACAGGCUCUCAGGGGAUAAAAGGCCAGAAGGGAGAAAUGGGGGGAAAAGGGAAUGCAAGGUGUAGCAGGUUUCACUGGCACAAAGGGAGAGCGAGGAUUUAAAGGGGACAAAGGGGACCAAGGAUCAAUGGGACCCCCUGGUGCACCGGGCCCUCAGGGAGAAUCUGGUACAUGCCCUGCCACCUGCGAGAGUGUCCCAGGUGCACCUGGUACCCAAGGGCCACCUGGACCAGCUGGAGCCCGUGGCCUGCCUGGGGUGCAGGGUCCCGAUGGACCCAAAGGCAUGAAAGGUGAUAGGGGUGACAUGGGCUUGCCUGGAAACCCUGGCCGCGAUGGUGAGAAGGGUGAUCGAGGUGAGCAGGGGAUGUGUAAGUGCACAAAUGGAACAAAUGGUGCUGACGGCAAACCGGGGCAAAAGGGAGAUAAAGGGGACAAGGGUGACAUUGGUUCGCAGGGUAUACAAGGCCCCAUGGGGUUAAAAGGCAACCAGGGUGAUUUGGGUCUCAUGGGGCCACCUGGCCCCUGCUCUCCAGCCAUCCAGUCGGCGUUCUCCGCCUGUAUCAACGAGUCAUUUCCAGCUCACAAUUUUCCCAUUCCUUUCCCACACAUCCUUACCAACCAGCAGAUGCACUUUAAUCCAAAUGGCAUCUACACAGCCCCCGUCAACGGCACGUAUGUCUUCUCCUUUCACCUGGCAGUUGCUGUGAAACCGCUUAAAGUUGGCCUGUUCCGCAAUUUCUACCCUGUAGCUAAAACAACAGAAGGAACCGUCCCAUCCACCACAAGCCAGGCAGUGGUCCUCCACCUCUACAUGGGAGACCAGGUUUGGCUGCAGGUGAAGGACCCCAGCACCAAUGGCAUGUACACUGAUAAUGAAAGCAAGAGCACAUUCUCUGGGUAUCUGCUGCACCCCGACUCCUGCGAAUUUCCUUCAGGCCGAAAUUACUAUUUCCCACAGCCACAUCAUGGACACUACACCUGGGAUGGUCCCGAACCUACAACCCCUCCACCAAAUUAGUGUCUUUUCAGUUGCACAGUUAUAGAUGAGGCACAAAAAGCAUCCAAUCAAAUUCUCAGUGAUUUUAUAACUGCAAGUUUUAAAAGAGGGGUAUUCUAGCAAUGAAGCAAUGACAACUGCUAAAAUGGGUUUUUCUACCAGGGAAGUUAUACAGUAGUACGAUUGUACCACAUUGUAGUUACUACUCAGUUUUUUUAAAAUCAGGUUUAAUUUCUUGGGUUAAAUCUAAGUCUGUUUGGUUGUUGAAGUUGGUGACACAUAAAAAGAAAGACCA